GCAACAUAAGCGAUUGUACAUUUGAUACCUGCAGCAGCAAACAUACUGACCAAACUCUGCAACCGUUCCCUCUCUCAGACUUAUUACCUCCGAUGUCUGCGCCUGUAUCACCCAACCAAUGUAAUUUCAGGAUGUCUUUCACGCUGGUACUUCUUACAAUUGCAGGUCAGCUGUCACAAGUCAAGGAAUCGCUUCAAACAGAUACCACGGGUGAAUUGCCGCAGCCCGCUAUAUCCAUUUCAUCGGAUCGAGUUUUUAAGAAAGGGGACGAUGUUCGUAUUGAAUGCCGGUCCCCCGGCUUGUAUUCCGGCAGCACAUUUUAUCUGAAACGAAAUGGUAAACCCACAUUCGACGCACAGCAGACUGUUCCCCGCAUGGAAGACACGGCCACGUUCAGCAUCUAUAAUCUCUCCGCAAGUGAUCAGGGGACAUAUCACUGUUUCUACAGGAAGCAAAUUUCAGGGCGAUGGGCGACAUCCCAACUCAGCAGUGAGGUAGCAUUAAAUGUGUACGAUGGAGACUCAGAAGGGCAUUCCUCCGAAGAUUUACUAUUCAAAGGGAAUAGUUGGAUAUUGAUUGCGUUCGUGGCAGGAGCGAUUGUACUGGGCUUGAUUCUCGUUGCAGUCGGGUGGUUUGUCUGCAGAAAAAUAUCCAACGCCAGAAGGAACAGAAACAAUGGGGAUAAUCUAUGGACAACACUGGACAGCAAUACCUGUUCUCCAUAUCGAAUGAGCAGCAGGCGUUCAUUUAGGUUUUCACGUGAUCUGGAAACCCCAAGAGAACAAGAAGGUGAAAAUGCCUAUUGCACCAGCCAGAGCACAGAGUUUUUGAACGGCAUGCAGACCCACCCAGGUCUCCACGCGAAGCCUUAUUUCAUAACCUUUAGAGAGUAGUCACUCGUUGCCGUAGGAUAAACCUUCACCGUAGCCUGUAAGCAAAAAGUAAACCAAGUUGAGGCAAUGUACUGUGGCGGUGAAUGUCAACUGUUAUAUUCGUCUCUGCUCGUCAUCUUCAGAAGUCAAAUGUUAACUGCGAUUAUCGUUGAUAUUUUGAAAUAUCGGGUUGAUAUUGAAGAAUAAGAACAUGAGAAACCAGUAGCAGCAUGCUCUUCAAACCAGUCUUGAACAUGAAAAUACUCUUCCGGGCCUCACCUCCUCCUCUGUAUCGAUUCUCCAUGGUCUCCAAGACGCCUAUCUUAAAGCCAAGCCACUUACCUCUUCUUUAAGUCAUCCAUGUGAUUCAAAAUCUAUUACAUCCAUUGGUAGUGAAUACCAGAGAAUCCCAUUUUGUUCACGAGCUGUGUUUUUCCACCCGCAUGAUACGUGGGUCAUCACUGACUUCAUGACCGUUCUCAGCAGGCAUUGAUACAAGAUGGUUUGCAAGACACUCUCUUAAAAUAUCCAUCAAAGUACUUGCUCUAUAAAGUAAGAACUGUGUGUUCUCUCUCAGACCAGGCCUUCAGAAUUUGACAGAGAACAUCACAAGUGCAAAGGGUUUUACUUUAAAAGUACAUCCCUACUCCUGUCCCUGCUGAAUAACAAAGAAAGCUGUUAAUGGGAUAUCUCAUUUAUCAGAAGUAGCCUCACAUUCAGUUGCAAAUUCCUGAAGACCUAGCAAUCCCGCCCUAAGACUGGAUAAGAUUGGACAGAGAGGAAGCUUCUGGUAGUGGGAGAGCCGAUGACCAGAGGGCACAGCCUCAGAAUAAAGGGGCAUUUCCUCAUCUCAGUACAGAUUUUCAAAUGCAUUCAUUACCAACGUAUUUGUAUGUCACCACUCCGACAUUCAUUUCCUGCAGUUAUUCAGAGUAGUUGCAAACAAUGCAAUGGAAUCAUUCAUAUAUCUUUAAAGUAAAGUUAAAUUGUUAAAACUUGCGAGGGAGAAAUGAAAAGAAAUGGGUUUAUAGGGAAUAAUAAAUCAGCCAUAAUCCAUUCCAUGAGAGUAGAUUCCCGGAAGGAAUAGCCUAAUUCUGCUCCUAUGCAGAAUUAUUGUCUUAUUGACCACUGUUUCCAGUCAUUGGGUAUAUUUAAAGCGGUGGUUUAUGGGUUCUUCAUCGUUAAGGGCAUCAAAGGUUAGAGGAGAAUUUAGUUGAGAGCGAAAGUAAAUUAGCCAUGAUGGAAAGAAACAGAAAACGUGAUGGGCUGAAUGGCUCAAUUGUCCUUUUAUGUCUUAUGGUCACUUUGUCCUCUAUAUUGAUAUGAUCAGCUGCACAACAUACAAAUAAACAGUGUAGCAAGCCUUCAGGCCAACCAAUGCCAAGCUCAACUGUUAUCAGAUUCCAAACAAUUUGGCCGUCUUUCCAGAAAGGGAAAAGUUCAUUGCAAGCUAAUUGAGAUAACUCGUACAUUGAGUAGAUAUUUGCUCAACAGAGAGAAGAGGUAGCACAUUUACUAUAAUGCUGUCUUAAAAAGCCAAUGAUCUGGAUUCGAUCAUGACCUAUGCGCCUGCCUGGGUGUGGAAUCUCCACAUCCGUCCUAUUGCCGAGUUGAUUUCCUCUGGCAACUCCAGUUCCCCAACAUUUCCCAAAUGCAUGCAAACUAUUCUAUUAAUUUCCACACUGGACGUAAUUAAUGCGAUUGUGUGCUAAAUAGGUUACAGCGAAAAUGUAAGGGGGGGUGGAAGUGGACAAUAUUGCCCCAAAAAAGCUUCAUCGGCUGAAUAUAAUGUAUCUACACCACAAGGCAAUAUGAUAAAUAAAAUAGCGAAACAAAACGAUGAUGUCCUAAGAUACAUAAAAAGAUAUUGCUCGUGACGGCUAAAUCUCUGCUAAUCAUCAGAAGGAGAUUUUAUUCUCCAACUGACUAAGCUGACAUCCAUAAGCAUUCAUACUCAUCAAGAAUAGACUUGAAAAGCAAAAUACAGCCUCUUGUUCGAUUAUCUGAAUGUUGAACUGUAUUCUAAUUCCGCUCACCAACACUUGUCAAAGGGAUUUAGCUGGCGUGGUGAUUAUAGGCCUCAUCCAAAUACUUCUAAAACUUUGUGGACAGACCCUGCUUCCACCAGCCACUCAGAACUGGCAUUUCUAAUUCCACCCACCCAAGAUAAAAGACUGCUUCCCAUAAACCUUCUAAUCUUCUGAACGACUUUGGUUCAAGAGCCUGAUAUUUAAGGAAUAAUAACCGUUCCUGAACCUGGUGGUGUGAGCCCUUAGGCUCCUGUGCCUUCUUCCUAAUAGCAGCAGCACGAAGAGAAUGUAUCCCGGCUGGUGAGGGUCUCUGAUGAUGGAUGCUGCUUCCCUGCUACAACGCUUUGCGGAUAAGGAUUCAGUGGUGGAGAGGGUUUUUCUGUGAUGGGCUAGACUCUAUCUCUUACAUUUUCCAGGAUUUUCCAUUCAAGGGCACAAGUGCUUGCAUACUCAACUGCACUCGAUAUGCUCUCAUCUACACACCUUUAGAAGUUUGUCAAAGUUUUCGAUGUCACGCCGGAUCUUCGCAAACUCUUAAGGAAGUAGGUGUGCUGCCGUACUUGCUGGGCCCAGGAACCCCUCCACCUCUGAUCCUCCCAUAAGCACUGGCUCAUGGAUCUCUAUUAUCCUUCUCCUAAAGAAAAUAAUCAGCUCUUUGGUCUUAGUUUUGCUGACAUUGGGUAAGAGAUUCAGCCAGGUUUUCACUCUAUUACUUUCCAUAGAUGCUGCCUGACCUGCUGCGUUCCCCCAGGAUUUUCAGUAUGACACUCUGGAUUCCCAGCACCUUCAGAAUCCCUUAUGUUGAAAGCUCUUAACGGAAUUUGAUUUUACAAUGUGAAACCAAUGUCAAUUUUCAAUGAUCCUCACAUUCAUAAUUUAACCCGCAAAUUCCCAUCAAUGCAAAAGUCCACCUCCAGAUGCUACAUUAAUUUGAAGCCCUUCACCUACUUGAGAACCACUCUGCACAUACCCAUGACAACAAUGGGCGAGAUUUGUUGAAGUUAGCAUCUAAGUACUUAUUGUCAUCUUCACAAUUGUAUUUUGGUAGUAUGCGUACUUUAAGCAGUUAUUCUGCCAUCUAAGAAUACCAAAUGGAGGAGCUGAACAAUAGUUGAGAAUGUUGCUUACCAACGUACAAUCAUUUCAUAUAUUCGUCUGCAAAUUAUAUCACAAUUUUUGAGAGCAAAAAAGCGAUGUAUACUUUUGCAUGACCUCUCUUUUCCGAAUAAGUUGCUGAAUGUAAUUUGUGAGUUAGUGCUAUUUUUAAGGACAUGUGUUUUUCUGAGACAAUUAUAUUUUUCUUCUGUCAGUCCGAUUGUAUUCUUUUUGGGUAGACCAUCGGUCAACCCAAAUGAAUAAUGCAUACCAAUAGACGGGUGGAUGACUAUGUAUUUGGGUAAAAGUUUGAUUGCAUAACAGAGUUCAAAUAAAAUAAAUCAA
Messenger RNA from Hypanus sabinus (Atlantic stingray), 4342 nucleotides. RefSeq lists its product as uncharacterized. The coding region runs from base 93 to 893 and encodes 266 amino acids. The transcript is spliced from 9 exons. Lineage: Eukaryota; Metazoa; Chordata; Chondrichthyes; Myliobatiformes; Dasyatidae. The record is from RefSeq and is a predicted model, not a curated record.